AAGCUACUUCGCCAGCCACUUCAUCAUGGGAGGGGAGAAGUUUGACUCGACUCAUCCCGAAGGCUACCUGUUUGGAGAGAACAGCGAUCUGAACUUUCUGGGGAACAGACCCGUGGCGAUGAACUGGAAUCACCUUUGGCAAAGCCCAGAAAGAUGAUCGGAGGCCCAGGGUCUUAACAGCAUGCAGGAGAUCAGUGAAAAGAAGAAGAGCCACAGCGAAGUGGUUGCCAACAGUGGGAAAGUCGGAAGUGUUGAAGGAUGUGGUGGUUCAAAGAGUGGAGACUUACACGGAGGGAGUGACAGGCGUCUGCUCUGCACACAUGAUCGGGUCCUCUGGUGUUUGCAGUUCCUAAAUUCCUCCGACGCCCUGUGGCUUCGCCGAAGGAAAAGCCCGGCGGGUCCGGCUGCCCCGUGGUGUAAGUUUCCUUACGCGGCUCCUCCUCCCCAAGAACCGGUGAAGACGCUGAGAAGCCUGAUCAACAUCCGGAAGGACACCCUGAGACUCGUCAAGUGUGCUGAGGAAGUGAAGGCCCCGGGCGACGAGGCCGGCAGAGCCAGAGUCCACUACAAUGUGGAGUUCACCUUUGACACCGACGCUCGGGUGGCCAUCACCAUCUAUUAUCAGGCCACCGAAGAAUUCCAGAGCGGCAUUGCCAGCUACAUCCCCAAAGACAGCAGCCUGCAGUCGGAGACGGUGCACUACAAGCGUGGGGUGUGCCAGCAGUUCUGCCUGCCCUCCCACACUGUGGACCCCUCCGAGUGGGCCGAGGAGGAGCUCGGCUUCGACCUGGACAGAGAGGUUUACCCGUUGGUGGUCCAUGCCGUGGUGGACGAAGGAGACGAGUAUUUUGGCCACUGCCACGUCCUGCUGGGCACUUUUGAAAAGCACACGGACGGGACUUUCUGCGUCAAGCCCCUCAAGCAGAAACAAGUUGUGGACGGGGUCAGCUACCUCCUUCAGGAGAUCUACGGGAUUGAAAACAAGUACAACACGCAGGAGUCGAAGCAGGUGGCUGAGGAUGAAGUGAGCGACAACAGCGCCGAGUGCGUGGUGUGCCUCUCCGACGUGCGGGACACCCUGAUCCUGCCCUGCCGCCACCUCUGCCUGUGUAACACCUGCGCAGACACCCUGCGCUACCAGGCCAACAACUGCCCCAUCUGCCGACUGCCCUUCCGGGCACUGCUGCAGAUCCGAGCCAUGAGGAAGAAGCUGGGCCCCCUGUCCCCAACCAGCUUUAACCCCAUCAUCUCCUCCCAGACAUCUGACUCGGAAGAGCACUCAUCCUCAGAGAACAUUCCGCCAGGCUACGAAGUGGUGUCUCUCCUGGAGGCCCUCAAUGGGCCCCUCGCCCCGUCCCCAGCGGGGCCCCCGCUCCACGUGCUUGGAGACGGCCACCUCUCAGGAAUGCUGCCUUCCUACGGCAGUGACGGCCACCUGCCUCCCGUGCGGACGCUGUCCCCCCUCGACCGCCUGUCCAACUGCGGCAGCCAGGGACUCAAGCUCAAAAAGUCUCUCUCCAAGUCCAUCUCCCAAAAUUCUUCUGUGUUGCACGAAGAGGAAGACGAGCGUUCUUGCAGCGAAUCGGAGACGCAGCUGUCCCAGCGGCUGUCAGCCCCGCAUCUCGGGGAGGAAUGUGACGGCACCCCAGAAAGUGAGAACCUGACCAUGUCAUCGUCAGGCGCUGUCGACCAGUCGUCCUGCACAGGGACGCCUCUGUCAUCCACAAUUUCCUCCCCAGAAGACCCGGCCAGCAGCAGUCUGGCCCAGUCGGUCAUGUCCAUGGUGUCCUCCCAGAGCCAGCACUCGCAGGUCAGCACCGACACCGUCUCCUCCAUGUCCGGCUCCUACAUCGCGCCUGGCACCGAAGAGGAGGGGGAGGCCCUGCCCUCCCCCCAGGCCGCCAGCCGGGCCCCCUCAGAAGAGGAAGAGGUGACCCCAGCAGCAUCUCCAGACUACAACUUCGUGGGCCUGGCCGCCGAAGAGCAGGAUGCAGAGGGAAACGACCUUCUAGAAGAAGAGGACGGAUCCCCGACUCAAGAAGAUGGCCAGAGGACGUGCGCGUUUCUAGGUACGGAGUGUGACAAUAACAAUGACUUUGACGUCGCCAGCGUGAAAGCACUGGACAAUAAGCGGUGCUCUGAGGCCUGCUUACCCGGUGCCUGGCAGGCUGAUGACAACGUGGUCAGUCGUCGGAACACACCACGCCGGCGCCUGUCGUCUGGCAGCCUGGAGGACCCCGAGAGCAGGCCCUGCGUGUGGGGCCCUCUGGCCGUCUGAGAGCCCCAGCCCCGCACAGGGCUCCCCCACAGUCCUCGCUGCACCGCUGACCUCCUGGGCCUCCUCGGCAAGACGCACGGGGACGUUAUAGACCCACAGGAAAGCUGGGCCCUGAGGGCACCUGCUCCUUCUCCCAGCCUCAUCUUCUUCCCUGACCGUGACUCUUCCCCGCUCAGAAGGGACCAGAAGCCUCCUUCCUCCUUGCGGGCUAAAGCCCCUCAACAAGCGGCAGCCCAGGAGAGCCUCUGCAGAGACUGACUCUGGAAUGUUCCCACGGCACCUUGAUCUUCAGGUGGAGCCGAGGUGCGCGGACUGGUUGUUUCCUGUGCAUCCUCACCGGGCAGACCAAGAAGGCGCGGAGUUUGGGGGCUUCGUUACAAACAUCCGGUAUUUUCUGGUCUCUGGGACAUCAUGGCCAAUCUGAGACCUCCAGCUUGGGGCGGGGUGGGGGCUUGAUUCCUGGGAGAAGGGAAAGCCGUAUUGCACUGUAAGCGGAAUUUCUCUCGAAAAGCAUUAGGAGCGCCUUUCUCAAGGACAAGAAACAGGAGCAACCCCCCCAAAGGGUGGUGGGGAAAACAGCUCUUGCCUCUAGUGGCAGAGCCUGUGCCUCGUGGGUCCGCCUGCUUAGGAAGGAGGCCUUGACCCUGCGAAUCCCCCAGUUAAAUGAUGACCUUCCAGAGGUGCGCUCAUGAGGGCCGGGGGCUCCAUCCUAAGGUGACAUUGCAGCAACACUUUUUGACCCCUCCGUGUGCCAGGCACAUGUUAGGAGCUGUCACAUCUUACAUUUCAUGGCUCCCGCCCUGUCACCCUGUCGGGUGGUAUUCUUACCCCUGCUGCCCCCAUCCCCACCCCCUUUUCUUAAAAAGUUGAGGAAACAGGCUGAGAGAAGGGCGGACUGGUGAUUGUCAUCUGGUGCCCAGGAGCCCAAAGGAAGCUGGGGUCAGCGGUGGCCUGGGAACCUCCCCACCCCACCUGUCUUCCUCCCCUGCCCUCUGGAUCUGCUGAGCCUAACAGGGUCGGGGGGGGGGGGGGGGGGGCGGGUACUGCCUUCCAUAGGCUCAUUAGAGAUUUAGAGAUGGUGUCAUUCAAAUUGCGGGCCCACCCCUCGUCGGCCCAGUGUAGGGCAGGUAAACAGCCCGAAACGGGAAAUAACAGGCCAGAAGCUGCGGGGUGUCAUCUCAACACGGGUGUCGUCAGUGGAUCCCUCACAGCUCUCGACCAGACACGGUGUCUGCCGGCCUUUGGAAGGGGCGGUGGUUUCACGCCAGGUGGGGAAGCCAAGUUGGAUCCCAGAGUUUGUGAGGCUGAGCCCUAGGCCGUCUUAGUAGCUGGACUUGACGCCCUAGCAGAGCUUCCCAGGGUCCUUUCCAAGGCCUCAGAGAGCCCAGUGCCUGGCGGUCCCUCCGUGUGGCUUCUCUGCACCACCAGGCCGGCAGUGAGCCUUUCGCUGCCUUGUGGCUGCGGUUCACGUCCUGCCCUGAGGGGUGGCGAGGCCUGUUGUCCUGACAGACACUACAUGAGCCAAGCUAAAUCCAAGCUUCUGUCCUGAGUUCCCGUGUCCACCCUUUCUGAAAUCCUGCAGCGGACUCUGCUGUUUCAGACCGCACUUUGUGUCUUUAGGUCUUUUUUUUUUUUUUUUUUUUUUUUGCUGCACCCAUAGCACGCAGACGUUCCCGGCCCAAGGAUCAAACCCAUGCCACAGCAGUGACAAUGCCGUGAUCCUUGACCCACUAGGCCACCAGGGAACUCCUCGAUGUCCUUUCCUUCCCAGAUUGUUCCAGCCCCUUCCGUAUUUAAGAUUUGAGCAAUAACCCUACUUCCUGAUUUCCUUGAAGGCUGAGCCCCAGAAGCACCAGGGGACAGCGAGCUCCCUUAGCCUGGGUGGUGGCACACAGGCCUGCCGGGAGAGGAGGCAGGGCUCGCCGUGUGGUGUCACCUGAGAUGAAGCAGAUGCAGGUCAGCAGCAGCCACGGGGCCAGGAGCCCGAAGUCACUGCCUUCACCUCUUCUGGAGCGUCUGUCUGCUCCCACGAAGAGGCGCAGAUUCCCCGAGGCCUCGGUUCCAUAACCAAGACACACCGGGGUCAGAAGCGGCCUCUGGCUCCUCAUCAGACGGCCCCUGCUCUCCCCUCCCCAUCCCCACCUCUUCCCGUUUAGCUCCCUGGCAAGCAGAAAGGUCCCAUCCAAAGGGGCUGGUCCUCAGCCUGAUCAGGGAACAGGGCAUCUGCCCCACCCACCAUCUGGGGACAGUCAUGUGUAGGCAGGUAACCCAGAGAGAACGCGACAGGGCCCGGCUUCUCAUAUGAGGGCACAGACUAUGGGAGGCCUGGGGCUCCUGCCUGCCACGCUCAGGUCUGAGCUCACCUCCAUGUGGGGUGGCGAUCCCGGCCUCCUCGCAGAGCCCCUUUGCCUUCCCCUGCCAGCCCCUCCCACCGGAGGUCAUGCCCUCACUGGGGCAUCUCCUGGGCACAGACCCACACACUUUAGGCCAGCUCACCUGGGGAGGAGUUCGUGUCCUGCCCACCUCAGCAUGCUGGUUGCUCCCUGCUCUAGGACCUGCACACCUAGUGUGUGUAAGUGUGUGUGGACUGGUGUGCCGUCUCCGUACCCCACACUCCCUGGAGUAGGCUCCUGGGCGCGCUAGAGUGGGGACGUCAAGGAUGCAAUAUGUAUGGAUUGCUGCAUGAUUCUUAACAACGAAUAAAGCUGUUUACAAGGGAAGGAGAGCUGUUAACUGUGCA
This is a messenger RNA of Sus scrofa (pig), 5018 nucleotides long. RefSeq names its product ring finger protein 157 (gene RNF157). Gene Ontology annotation, molecular function: ubiquitin protein ligase activity. The record is from RefSeq and is a predicted model, not a curated record. Gene Ontology annotation, cellular component: cytoplasm. NCBI's taxonomy places the organism in Eukaryota, Metazoa, Chordata, Mammalia, Artiodactyla, Suidae. Gene Ontology annotation, biological process: protein ubiquitination.